AUGGGGGUUCCAUCGACACAGGCGUCAAAUGCCAUCAUCUAUCUCACUUACGCGGCAUUCUUGUGUGUAGAUUUCUGUGCGGCUACACUACGGGCGCUUAGUUUUGACUGUCCCCAAGAUUCCUCGGUCUUCGCGACUCAAGGGAUCCGGGACAAUCUUGACGAAGCUGAGAAGUACCCUCUUGGGUCCGGUAUCCUUUUCACAUAUCCCCAGAUCGCCACUAUCUGCGGGGUCCAAGGCUUAGUUGUCUACGCCAUUGCAUCUGCCCUUCCACUUUUGAUUUUCGGUUUCCUCGGGCCAAUCAUUCGAAGGAAAUGCCCUGAAGGAUUCGUUCUCACAGAAUGGACGAGACAGAGAUAUGGAGCAAUUACAGCUCUCUUCUUGAGCCUGUGCACGCUUAUUACGAUAUUCCUAUACAUGGUAGCGGAGCUUUCUGCUAUGCAGCAGAUUAUUACUGCCUUGACGGGGUUGGAUGGACUUCCAGCGGUCAUCGUUGAAUGUGCAGUCACGACAAUCUACACAUCAAUCGGCGGUUUCCGUGUCUCUUUCGUCACCGACAAUAUUCAAGGAGCUAUGGUAGUGCUGCUAAUCAUUCUCGGAGUUAUCACAGUUGGCGUUGAAACCCACAUCGACCGUCGUCUGAUCAACCAAUCUGGAUUUCUCAACUCAAGCUUGCUCGGCUGGCAGCUUAUCUACAUUCUUCCAGUCGCCAUUCUCACGAAUGACUUCUUCAUCUCUGGGUUUUGGCUACGGACUUUUGCCUCCCGUACAGACAAGGACCUCUGGAUUGGCGUUAGUAUUGCAAGUGUCGCUGUUUGCAUUAUACUCACGCUUGUCGGGGCGACUGGAUUGCUUGCAGCUUGGUCGGGCGCUUGGAAGCUCGAUGACGCGGAGGGCGGCUAUCUUGCGUUCUUCCUCCUCCUCGGUCAGUUGCCCGCCUGGGUUGUCGGAAUUGUGCUAGUCAUGGUCGUGUCGCUUUCUACUGCGGCUUUCGACAGCUUCCAAAGCGCAAUGAUCAGCACCGGUAGCAACGACCUCUUCCGAAACAAACUUAGUCUCUGGGUGAUCAGAGCUCUUGUUGUGGUAAUCAUCAUUCCGGUUGUUGCUGUGGCCCUCAAGAGCCCGGACAUUUUACAGAUCUUCCUGAUCAGUGAUCUCGUUAGUGCUUCAGUCGUCCCCGUUCUGGUACUUGGAUUGGUUGAGAAGUUCUACUGGUGGCGUGGAUUUGAGGUCGUGGUCGGUGGACUAGGUGGUAUCUUUACGGUCUUCCUGUUCGGGUUGGUCUACUAUAAUGGAGAUGCCAACCUCGCCAGCAAGCUGAUCCUUUUAGAGGGAGGCUUGUAUGCUAAUGACUGGAGUGCUUUUGGUGCCUUCGUUGCCGCUCCAAUCGGGGGUCUUCUCUGGGGCUUUGGUGCGUGUGGGCUCCGCAUCCUUAUUCUGUAUAUCAUCUCCAGGAUCAAGGGACAUCGAUUCAAUGCGUUGGAUAAACCUGCCCCCGAGAAUCCCUUUGUGGAGACGUAUGAGGAUAAUGAACACGAAAGGGUGUUGGAACAGACGGAUGAUAUAAAGAAGAGUGGAAACGACGUCAGAACAUCAACUCGUCGUCAGCACAUCCAGGCAGCGAUUUCAUUCACCUGCUCUCUGCACCUCUUGAUAUUAACCCCUAAUCCCUCAUUCCUUCUGAAUUUGUGGUUUCUUCCCCGCCCAUAUACUUGGACCAACAGUUCAGCGUCAAUACACACAACAAUGGAAAUGCCUGAUGUCCCUGUGAACGUCCCAAUCGACGAUCCUAAUGCAGACACUGAAUGGAACGAUAUCCUCCGCAAGCAUGGUGUUAUCCCCGAGAAGCCGCCAUCGCCUACGCCCAUGAUCGAGGAGGCCUUGGAGGAAGCACGUCGGCUUGCACAUGAGAAUCGGUUGGAAGGGAAAGACCUUGACGAGUUGGCAGAGCUAGAGGACGAGGAGGACGAGGAGUUCCUGGAGCACUACCGAAACAAGCGCUUCCAAGAGCUAUCGACAAUUAACGUGGCCUCAGUGUACAACCAGGUCUUCCACAUUCAGAAGCCGGAUUACUCGAAAGACGUUGCCGAAGCGUCCAACAAGGCUCACAUAUUGGUGUUUCUGACAUCAUCGCAGGGCACCAAUGUCGAAUCCAGAGUGUUGACUGAGAUUUGGAGAGACCUUGCCCGGCGGUUCGGUGAUAUUAAGUUCUGUCAAAUUCGUGCAGAUAUGUGCAUUGAGGGGUACCCUGAGAAGAAUACGCCUACGAUCCUGAUUUACAAGGAUGGCGAUAUCAAGAAGCAGCUGGUGACGUUACGUGAGCUUCGAGGGGUUCACACAACUGCAGCAGAUUUGGAGAAGGUUCUUGUAGAUGUUGGAGCAGUUCGUCAUGGCGAUCCACGACUGCGGCCUCAGAGGACCGAGGAUGUGGAUGCGAGUGCUUCUCGCAAGAUAAGGCAAGGUAAAGCAAGUGGGAAAGACGGAGACGACGAUGAUAGCGAUUGGGAUUGACGGGUACACGUUUCAGUUGACGCACGGCCAGUCACUCAGAAGUAAAGUGCGCCUACCGCAGGAGAGCUUCAUUGUUAGAUUCGGGGGGCUUUAUUUGCCGAACCUCCAGGGAUCAAAUUUGCGUGCGCAAUAAUUACGGUCAAAGUCGGCGAGGAAUCGAAAGCCGUCUUUGAAGAUCUAGGGUUGCGCCCAUUCAUUGGUGAGUAAGUGAAGGAAGCAAAAGUCGCGCACUUGGGUUGGAUAGUACGAGAGAAUGGCUCUUGGGUAGCCCAUUAGAAUGCCCGGCUGCGGGUCCGAUAGAGGAUGAAUGGAC
Molecule: messenger RNA, 2824 nt
Organism: Lindgomyces ingoldianus
Lineage: Eukaryota; Fungi; Ascomycota; Dothideomycetes; Pleosporales; Lindgomycetaceae
Exons: 10
Coding region: 1-2511 (836 amino acids)
Biological process (GO): transmembrane transport
Cellular component (GO): membrane
Molecular function (GO): transmembrane transporter activity
Source: RefSeq, a predicted model, not a curated record